UAAAAGCUUAUCGUCUUCUCUCUCACUCUCACUUUUUUUUAUAAAAAAAACAUAAACAAAAUCAUGGGUUUCCCAGUAGCUUAUUCUGAGCUUCUUCUUCCAAGAUUGUUUCUCCAUACACUUUCUCUUCUUUCUUUCAUUCGCAAAUUCAUUUCCACUCUCUUCCUCUAUAUCGGACUCCCCGAUUUCCUCGAACCCGACAUUCCCUGGCGUGAUUACGCCGCCGAAACCCACGAUGGUUCCACCACCAGCACCACCUCCUUCUCAUCUUAUCAUCCUUCACGCAUCCCCGUCUCGGCUCUCCUCAUCCGGGAACUCCUACCGGUCGUCAAGUUCUCCGACCUCGUGGAUCCGCCGGAAAGCUGCGCGGUCUGUUUGUACGACUUCGAAGGGGAGGACGAGAUCAGGCGGCUGACAAACUGUCGGCAUAUUUUCCAUCGGAGCUGUUUGGACCGUUGGAUGGUGUAUGACCAUAAAACAUGUCCUCUUUGUAGAACAUGUUUUGUUCCAGAUGAUAUGCAAGAGACGUUUAAUGAGAGGCUUUGGGCUGCUUCUGGGAUCCCUGAAGUCUUUGGUGAUUAUUCUGAAAUUUCUGCUUUGUAGUUUAAGUGUUUUUUUUGUUUAUCAUCUUCUAAGGAGUUGGGUGUGUAUAUAUACAUGAAAAAUCCGGGAAAAUUUCCGCAAUGAAAAAGAAAAAGAAA
Messenger RNA from Hibiscus syriacus, 701 nucleotides. RefSeq names its product E3 ubiquitin-protein ligase RHA1B-like. Lineage: Eukaryota; Viridiplantae; Streptophyta; Magnoliopsida; Malvales; Malvaceae. The transcript has a single exon. The record is from RefSeq and is a predicted model, not a curated record. Bases 64 to 603 code for a protein of 179 amino acids. Gene Ontology annotation, biological process: protein ubiquitination. Gene Ontology annotation, molecular function: ubiquitin protein ligase activity; zinc ion binding.